Microthlaspi erraticum is the source of this 3363-nucleotide messenger RNA. The record is from the annotation of a GenBank genome assembly. NCBI's taxonomy places the organism in Eukaryota, Viridiplantae, Streptophyta, Magnoliopsida, Brassicales, Brassicaceae.
AUGGCUGAAGACAUAUAUAUGGGACAAAUUCAUGAACGAUGGAGCUACAAUGUGUUCUUAAGUUUCCGUGGAGAAGAUGUGCGGGAGGGGUUUUUAAGUCAUAUAUAUGAGAGUCUAGGAAGGUCUGGGAUAUACACAUUCAGGGACGAUGAUGAACUAAAAAGAGGAGAAAACAUUUCCUCAGCGCUUUUGAAGGCCAUUGAAACCUCCAAAAUUCUCCUUGUCGUUUUAUCCAAGAACUAUGCUUCCUCAGCUUGGUGUCUAGAUGAGCUCGUGCACAUUAUGGAAUGCCGUGAAAGCGACUCUGGACAAAUGGUGUUCCCAGUUUUCUACAACGUUGACCCGAGCCAUGUACGCAGACAAACAGGAUCAUAUGGUGAAUCCUUUGUUAAACACGAAAGCCUUUACCCAGAGAGCAAGUUGCAGAAGUGGAGGGGAGCUUUAACACAAAUUGGGAAUCUGGCUGGGUUUCAAAGUCAUGGUUACAGUAAAGAAGCAGAUUUGAUAGACCAUGUUAUUAGAGAGAUUCUUCGAAAACUGCCUAGUUCAUACUUGCAUUUACCAACAUAUGGUGUUGGUAUUAGAACACGAGUACAACGUAUCUCUGAGCUAAUGUGCUUUGGUUCCGACAAUGUCAAGGUUAUAGGAAUCUGCGGAAUGGGGGGCAUCGGUAAAACAACGCUAGCCAAAGCUGCAUAUAAUGAAUUUUCACAACGUUUUGAAGGAACAAGUUUCCUAGAAAACUUUGGAGAGUACUCUACGAAACCCGAAGGGAAGGUUCAUCUUCAGAGAAAACUUCUUUCGGACAUCUUAAAGACGCACGGCAAAGUAUUCAAUAACAUGGAUCACGAAGUAAGACAAAGAUUCCGCAACAAAAAGGUCUUUGUAGUACUUGAUGAUGUUAAAGAUAUAAAUCAGAUUCAUUCGACGUCAAUAAAUCUAGCCUGCUUUGGGCCAGGAAGCAGGAUUAUAAUUACAUGCAGGAACACGCAUCUGUUAGAGCAGCUCGGGGUAGAAAAUGUUAAUUCACCGGAAGAACUUGAUGGUGAUGAAUCUCUUGAGCUCUUAAGUUGGCAUGCCUUUAGAAGAAGUGCACCUCCUGCAGCAUUUGCACAGCUCUCAGAUAAGUUGGUGAAAUACUGCCAAGGACUACCUUUGGCUGUGGAAGUAUUGGGUGCUUUUCUCUUCAACAGAAACACUUCCGAGUGGAGAAGCACAUUGGAACUUUUGAAACAAACCCCCAAUGCAGACAUUCAAGCAAAACUCCAGAUCAGCUUUGAUGCGCUAGACCCAGAACAGAGAGAAAUGUUUUUGGAUAUUUCUUGCUUCUUUAUUGGCAUGGAUAAACACUAUGUAGGUUACAUAUUGGAUGGAUGCAACUUUUAUCCUGACAUAGGACUCACUGUGCUUAAGGAGAGGUAUCUCAUUACAGUCCGUGAUAACAGGCUAGUGAUGCAUGACUUAUUACGAGACAUGGGAAGAAAUAUCGUCCGAGGAACAUAUUGGAAUAGCUGGGAAAAAUGGAGUAGAUUGUGGGAUCGUGCGCAUGUUAUUGAUGUAUUGGCAACCAAUUCUGGUACUAACGCAAUUGAAGGACUCAGCCUGAAGGCUGAAAUUACGGGUGUUGAGAACUUGGAGGUUAAAGCAUUUUCAAAUUUACGGAAGCUGAGACUGUUACAACUCAGUCAUGUACAGGUCAAGGGAAACUAUGCACAUUUUCCAAGAGGUUUACGAUGGCUUUGCUGGUCUGAGUUUCCUCUUUACUUCAUACCAACAGAACUACAUUUGGGAAGUUUGGUUGUCAUGGACUUGCAGUACAGUAACCUUAAACGACUUUGGGAUGAUCAAAAGCAGCCACAAGAACUGAAAAAGUUAAAAUACCUUGACCUCAGUCAUUCCGUCCAGCUCACGGAGACUCCAGACUUCUCUUAUCUCCCGAAUCUCGAGACGCUGCUCUUGAUAAACUGCAAUAGACUGGUUUUGGUUCACAAUUCGAUAGGAACUCUUGAGAGCACGUUGGUACUUAUAAAUCUGAAAGGUUGCACCGAGCUUUGUGACCUCCCAUUGGAACUCUACACCUUGAAGUCGCUGGAAACUCUCAUUAUUUCAGGCUGCUCGCAACUUGAGAUAUUGAAUGAUGCUUUAGGUGAAUUGGAAUCCUUGACAACUCUUAAAGCCGAUUAUACCGCUAUAAGGCAAAUCCCCUCUUCGAAGACACUGAAAGAGUUAUCUCUUGAUGGCUGCAAAGAGUUGUGGAAAGACAGAGGCUACACCCAUUCUGAUGAAAGCCCUCAACCUGCUCUGUCUACUCCGCCCUCGUUAAAGAAUUUACUCUGCCUGAAGACUUUGCGUUUAGGUUCCUGCAAUCUAUCUGAUGAAUUGGUUCCUUCAAAUCUUGGGAGCCUGCCUUGUCUCGAGGAACUUGAUUUACAAGGAAACAACUUUCGUAAUUUGCAGACGGAUUUUGCUGGUCUCCUAAGUCUUCAGAUCCUCAGAUUGGAUAGUUGCUCACAACUUCAAUCCAUGUUUAGUGUACCAAAAAGGUUAAGAUCUUUCUAUGCCAGAAACUGUAGCAGGUUGGAAAGAACUCCGGACUUAUCAGAAUGCUCGAUGUUGCAAUCGUUGCACCUUACAAACUGUUACAACCUUGUUGACACGCCGGGGCUGGAUAAACUGAAAACGGUUGGACUCAUCCACAUGGAAAUGUGCAACCGCAUAUCAGCUACUUACCGAGAAAGAAUCAUGCAGGGAUGGGCUGUGGGUGCCAAUGGAGGGAUUUUUAUCCCCGGAUCAAGCAUUCCAGAUUGGGUUAGCUUCAAGAAUGAGACGCCUUCAAUCUCUUUUAGGGUUCCUGUUCCUGAAACUCUGAAUCAAGAUCCGGUCGGGUUCACCUUGUGGACACCAUAUGUGAGUCAGGAAGACAAUGAAAUGUCUGGAUACUCUCCAAAGAUUACAGUGAAGAACCAAACGAAAGGAAUUGUGUGGCGUCGCAAUCCUGCAACAGAUCACAUUCGUAUGUACCGUGAGAAACAUAUCUGGCAAGGACACUUUUCAAAUGAAGAUUUCUACUUAGAAACAGGGGAUAACGUGGAAGUUUCUGUGGACUUUGGAGAUCAAGUCACCAUUCUUGAGACAGGGCUAACUCUUGUUUACAGUUACAGGGAACAAAACCCUGAUGCCUCAGACGAACAUACUUCAAAUAUUGGGUAUGAGGUAAUCCCAGAUGUACAGUUGACACGAACAGGGGAGGAAGUUGAUGAUGGACUAAUCACAAAAGAAAGUAGACCUCCCAGGAAAAGGAGAGUGGGUUUGAAGAAACUUAUGAGGCUGUUUUGUCUGUUGGCAUUCAUUAUGUUUUUGUAA